ACUCUGAAUGAGGAAGGGGCAGGGGGGCGAGCAGGGAAAAUGUGGGAGGAAAAACUAAAUCCAGGGACCUGAGUCAGCAGCUGCAGCGGUGCCAGUCUGCCGAUCCCCACAACUUCCGCUGAUCCGUUUCAUCUUCACACACAUUCCUAGUUAACAAUGGAGCUGAAUUGAUUUACAGUGAAGAGCGUCUUUGUUAGAGGACGAAUACAAGCAGAACAGAGGAGGAAAGAGGACCGAGCGGACCAUCCGGAGACUCUGAGCCGCUGUUUUCCUUGAGGCCUCAUGUCUGUCCGAAUUUCAGCCAUGAGCGUCCUUCCUCCUGUUCGACGGGACCGAGUCAUCGCUCAGCUCCCUCAGUGUUUCCGAAAAGAGGCGGCCAUCCACACUAAAAACGAUUUCAACAAUAAAGUAAAGACUGCGUGUCAGGAGCAGCGGACCGGCACUGUGGGCAGAUUUAAAAUAUCCAAGGUCAUCGUGGUGGGGGAUCUGGCUGUGGGGAAAACCUGCCUGAUUAAUAGGUUUUGCAAGGAUACAUUUGACAAGAACUAUAAAGCAACAAUCGGUGUUGACUUUGAGAUGGAGCGCUUCGAGGUGCUGGGUGUUCCUUUCAGCCUGCAGCUGUGGGACACCGCAGGCCAAGAGAGGUUCAAGUGCAUUGCUUCUACAUACUACAGAGGAGCCCAGGUUGUGAUAAUCGUGUUUGAUGUAAAUGAUAUUGCCUCUCUGGGCCAUGCAAGGCAGUGGCUCGAAGACGCUUUGAAAGAGAACGACCCCACCGCUGUCCAGCUGUUCCUCGUGGGCACCAAGAAGGACCUCAGCUCACCUGCUCAGUAUUCCCAGAUCGAACAAGAUGCCCUCAAACUAGCAAACGAGAUCCAAGCUGAGUAUUGGGCGGUUUCAUCGCUGACAGGGGAAAACGUGAGAGAGUUUUUCUUUCGGGUUGCAUCAUUAGCGUUUGAGACCAACGUUCUUGCUGAGCUGGAGAAAAGCGGAUCGAGGCAAAUCGGAGAUGUUGUCAGGAUUAACAGCAAUUCUAACAAUCUGUACGCUGCAUCGAAGAAGAAACAGUCCAACUGCUGUCAGUAAGGAUGGAAGCGGGAGGUUAAAAUCGAUGGUACGGACUGAAAG
Messenger RNA from Pelmatolapia mariae (spotted tilapia), 1128 nucleotides. RefSeq names its product RAB34, member RAS oncogene family a (gene rab34a). Gene Ontology annotation, biological process: phagosome-lysosome fusion; Golgi to plasma membrane protein transport. Bases 283 to 1086 code for a protein of 267 amino acids. The transcript has 12 exons. Gene Ontology annotation, cellular component: phagocytic vesicle; Golgi cisterna. Gene Ontology annotation, molecular function: GTP binding; GTPase activity. Lineage: Eukaryota; Metazoa; Chordata; Actinopteri; Cichliformes; Cichlidae. The record is from RefSeq and is a predicted model, not a curated record.